Messenger RNA from Daktulosphaira vitifoliae (grape phylloxera), 959 nucleotides. RefSeq lists its product as uncharacterized. The coding region runs from base 278 to 757 and encodes 159 amino acids. Gene Ontology annotation, cellular component: endoplasmic reticulum; membrane. NCBI's taxonomy places the organism in Eukaryota, Metazoa, Arthropoda, Insecta, Hemiptera, Phylloxeridae. Gene Ontology annotation, molecular function: protein-macromolecule adaptor activity. The record is from RefSeq and is a predicted model, not a curated record. The transcript has 4 exons.
AAGAUCCGAUUGAUUAGAAUCUACAUGUAGUUUUAAAUGUUUCAAAAGGAUAUUUGUUUAUUUAAAAAUGUAACAGUAGUAGACUAAAUAUUAAAAAUAUCUAUAUAUUUCAAAAGCUACAAUAAUGUUUUAUUAUUUAAUAUUGUAUCGUUUUAUUUUUGGUGACUUCGAUGUUAAUUUUAUUAUUUGGUCUUAUCUAUCAAGAUCGCAAAAGUUAUUUGUAAAAUAAAAACUUUUUCCCAAGAUUUUGUAGAACAUAAAAUUUAGUCUAAGAAAUAUGGUGCAAGAAAAAGUAUUAUAUGCAUUCCGAGGAUGGUUAGCAUUUGUAGCUUUCAUGGACCUUGGUGUUACAUUUAGAUCAUUUUUUGAAAACAAAUGUAUUUUGGGUACUCAUUCAAAUUUGAUGGCAGAUGAACAUUUUAUACAUGAAGAAUCAACCUUACCACGAGUUUUGGGAAUGUUUGCUCUUCUCAAAGCCAUUUGCUUGAUUCAUUGUUCCAUAUUCAUUCAUUACAAACCAAUUGUUAGUAUUGGUGCUUUGUCUAUAAUAAUUUUUAUAACCAUGUAUUUAAGUGAAGCAAUGGUUUAUCGUUCUACUACAAUGAAUUAUUUCAUUAUAUUUCCUACUGUAUUGAAUAGCUUAACAUUAGGAGGAUUAGUCAUAAUUGCUCAAAAAAUUAACAAACCAAUGGAAUGCAUAGAAGAAAAUGUAGAAUUGCUCAUGACAAAAUAUAAAUAUAGAAAAAAAAAAAUAUAGUUAUAAAAAAUGAAAUUCUGAAAAACAGUUUUUAUUGAUGUCAUUUUUUUGACAUUUCAUUGUAUUAUUUGAUUGAUUUUGAUGGAUAUAAAUAAUAUGGUAAUAUGUUAUUUAUUGAUUCAUAUUUAUUAAUAAGUAAAUUAAUUUAAAUUAAUAAAAAUUUAUUUAAAAAAAUAGUAAAUUACACAAACACAAAAAUUUA